CCCGCAGGGACUUGCAGUGUAGCGCCCCGGUCCCGCCCCCGGCCCCGCCCCCGCCGGGGCCACCCCCGGCAUCGACAUGGCGGACAACGAGGGAGGCUCGGAGCAAGAUGACGUCUCGUUCCUCCGCACGGAGGACAUGGUGUGCCUCAGCUGCACGGCGACGGGCGAGCGCGUGUGCCUGGCGGCCGAGGGCUUCGGCAACCGGCACUGCUACCUGGAGAACAUCGCCGACAAGAACAUCCCGCCGGACCUGUCCCAGUGCGUGUUCGUGAUCGAGCAGGCGCUGUCGGUGCGCGCGCUGCAGGAGUUGGUGACGGCCGCCGGCUCCGACUCGGGCAAAGGCACGGGUUCCGGGCACAGGACUCUGCUGUACGGUAACGCCAUCUUACUACGACACCAGAACAGCGACAUGUACCUCGCCUGCCUCUCCACCAGCUCGUCCAACGACAAGCUGUCCUUCGACGUGGGUCUCCAGGAGCACUCGCAGGGCGAGGCGUGCUGGUGGACCGUGCACCCCGCCUCCAAGCAGCGGUCGGAGGGCGAGAAGGUGCGCGUCGGCGACGACCUCAUCCUGGUGUCCGUGGCCACCGAGCGCUACCUGCACACCACCAAGGAGAACGACUUGUCCGUGGUGAACGCGUCCUUCCACGUGACGCACUGGUCGGUGCAGCCCUACGGCACGGGCAUCAGCCGCAUGAAGUAUGUGGGCUACGUGUUCGGCGGCGACGUCCUGCGGUUCUUCCACGGAGGCGACGAGUGCCUGACGAUACCUUCGGGCUGGACGGAGGCGCAGGGGCAGAACAUCGUGGUGUACGAGGGCGGCAGCGUGAUGAGCCAGGCGCGCUCGCUGUGGCGGCUGGAGCUGGCGCGGACCAAGUGGGCGGGCGGCUUCAUCAACUGGUACCACCCCAUGCGCAUCCGGCACAUCACGACGGGCCGCUACCUGGGCGUCAACGACAGCAACGAGCUCUACCUGGUGCAGCGCGACGAGGCGACCACCGCGUCGUCCACGUUCUGCCUGCGGCAGGAGAAGGACGACCAGAAGGUGGUGCUGGAGGACAAGGACUUGGAGGUGAUCGGCGCGCCCAUCAUCAAGUACGGCGACAGCACGGUGCUGCUGCAGCACUCCGAGACGGGGCUCUGGCUCACCUACAAGGCGUACGAGACGAAGAAGAAGGGCGUGGGCAAGGUGGAGGAGAAGCAGGCCGUGCUGCACGAGGAGGGCAAGAUGGACGACGGGCUGGACUUCAGCCGCUCUCAGGAAGAGGAGUCGCGCACGGCCCGAGUCAUUCGAAAGUGCUCCUCGCUCUUCACGCAGUUCAUCGUAGGACUGGAGACUCUUCAAAUGAAUCGAAGGCACUCAGUUUUCUGCCAGUCGGUUAAUCUUAGCGAAAUGGUCAUGUGCCUUGAAGAUCUCAUCAACUACUUUGCCCAGCCUGAAGAGGACAUGGAGCAUGAAGAGAAACAGAAUCGACUUCGUGCAUUGAGAAACCGUCAAGACUUAUUCCAAGAGGAAGGCAUUUUGAAUUUAAUCCUGGAAGCGAUUGAUAAAAUUAAUGUUAUUACAUCACAAGGUUUCCUAGUUGCCUUGGCUCGUGAUGAGUCUGGGCACAGUUUCGAUAUAAUCUCAGCAUAUUUGUAUCAGCUGCUCGCGGCCAUUAUUAAAGGCAACCACACCAAUUGUGCCCAAUUUGCUAACUCAAACCGAUUAAAUUGGUUAUUCAGUCGUCUGGGGUCUCAAGCUUCAAGUGAGGGCACAGGAAUGUUAGAUGUGUUGCACUGUGUGCUGAUAGAUUCUCCAGAGGCUCUAAACAUGAUGAGGGAUGAACACAUCAAAGUUAUUAUUUCACUACUUGAGAAGCACGGAAGGGACCCCAAAGUUUUGGAUGUACUUUGUUCCCUUUGUGUUGGUAAUGGUGUUGCUGUAAGAUCCUCACAGAACAAUAUUUGUGACUACCUAUUGCCUGGGAAAAAUCUUUUGCUGCAAACUCAACUUGUUGAUCAUGUUGCAAGCAUUCGACCCAACAUAUUUGUGGGACGAGUAGAAAAUUCAGCUGUGUACCAGAAGUGGUAUUUUGAAGUCACAAUGGAUCACAUUGAACAAACAACUCAUAUGAUGCCUCAUCUUCGUAUUGGCUGGGCUAAUACUGCUGGAUAUGUUCCAUAUCCUGGUGGUGGAGAGAAAUGGGGUGGCAAUGGUGUGGGAGAUGACUUGUACUCUUUUGGCUUUGAUGGAGCCAACCUUUGGUCAGGUGGACGGAAAACUUUAGUCAUAGCUGGCGCUUCAGAACCUUAUAUUCGGAAAGGAGAUGUCAUUGGCUGUAUGCUGGACCUAUCUAUUCCUAUCAUUAGCUUUACCUUCAAUGGUAUGAGAGUACCAGGAUCAUUCCGCAAUUUUAAUUUGGAUGGAAUGUUCUUUCCUGUGAUGAGCUGCUCUUCUAAACUCAGCUGCCGGUUCCUACUUGGUGGCGAUCAUGGGCGUCUCAAGUACGCUCCACCAGAAGAUGAUUUCUCACCACUAGUGGAAAGCUUACUGCCUCAGCAGCAGUUGUCACUUGAUCCUUGCUUUUAUUUUGGAAACCUUAAUAAGAGUGUUUUGGCUGGUCCCUGGCUUAUUGAAGAUGACACUGCUUUUGUUCCAACCCCUGUUGAUACUUCUAUGAUUACACUUCCAAAUUAUAUUGAGAGCAUCCGAGACAAAUUAGCUGAAAACAUCCACGAAAUGUGGGCUAUGAACAAAAUAGAAGCAGGGUGGUCUUUUGGAGAAAGACGUGAUGACAUUCGUCACAUUCACCCCUGCCUUGUACAGUUUGCUCAGUUGCCCCCAGCAGAAAAGCGCUAUGAUUCUCAGCUAGCUGUCCAAACUCUCAAGACUAUUAUGGCUCUUGGAUAUCACAUUACGAUGGAUAAGCCUCCUGCUCGAAUAAAAACUGUCAGGUUACCAAAUGAGCCGUUUUUGCAGUCAAAUGGGUACAAGCCUGCACCCUUAGACCUGACAGCCAUUACUUUAACACCAAAACUCGAGGAGCUGGUAGAUCACCUUGCAGAAAAUACUCAUAAUUUGUGGGCCAAGGAACGCAUCCAACAGGGAUGGACUUAUGGUCUCAAUGAGGACUCAGAAAUGCUUCGGAGCCCACAUCUUGUGCCAUAUGGCAAAGUAGAUGAAGCAAUCAAGAAGGCCAACAGGGAUACUGCAAGUGAAACUGUCAGGACUCUUCUUGUCUAUGGAUAUGUUCUUGAUCCACCAACUGGAGAGGCUCAUGAGGCCCUGAUGGCCGAGGCUGGCCGUAGCCUGCAGGCAUCCUUCAGAACUUACAGAGUGCAGAGAAAUUAUGCUGUGAACACAGGAAAAUGGUACUUUGAGUUUGAAAUCCUGACAGCUGGUCCCAUGAGGGUUGGCUGGGCCCGUGCUGAUUGCAACCCUGGCUGCAUGUUGGGAAGUGAUGAAUACACAUGGGCUUUCGAUGGAUACAAUGAGGAGAAAGUUUAUAGUGGAAUGGCAGAGUCGUUUGGCCGCCAGUGGCAAGUUGGGGACGUGGUUGGGGUGUUCCUUGAUCUCAUUGAUCGUACCAUCAGCUUCUCUUUGAACGGUGAGCUUUUGAUGGAUGCUCUGGGAGGAGAAACAACAUUUGGCGAUGUGCAAGGAGAUGGAUUUGUUCCUGCAUGCACACUGGGUGUAGGGCAGAAGGCAAAACUCAUAUAUGGCCAGGAUGUGGACUCUUUAAAAUUCUUCACAACUUGUGGACUUCAAGAGGGAUAUGAACCUUUCUGUGUAAAUAUGACUAGACCUGUAACAUAUUGGUACACAAAAGACCAGCCUAUCUUUGAAAAUACUGAUGAUAUAGUAGAUUCAAAGAUUGACGUCACCAGAAUACCUGCAGGAUCUGACACACCACCUUGCCUCAAAAUAAGUCACAAUACUUUUGAAACAAUGGAAAAGGCAAACUGGGAAUUUCUUCGCUUGUGUCUGCCUGUUAUUUGUCAGAGCUCUUUUAUUGAUGAGAGUGAGAAAAUAAGACGCUGGCAGGAAAUCAAAGUAAGACAACACCGUCUCCUAACUGAAACAGAGCAGACAACCCCAGCACAUCUUGAACAAAUUAUGAAAUCUGGAUUCUCUCUGAGUGACAUCAAAGGUUUACAAAGAGGGUAUUCAGAGGAUGCUGCAGAACAUGAUGAAAUGGGAAGACCUGACAACUCUCCACCAACAACAAGCAAGUUAAAACGGUUGCCUACUAGGCCACCAAGGAAGGGCUCUCUGUCUCGUACCAACGGCUUUGACACAUUGGAGACUGGUAGCAAAAUGCAACACUCAACAAGUGAAAUAGAUCUUAAUAGAUUUGAUGGUAAGGACGCUGAUGCGGAUAAGAAAAAAAGAGGACGCUCUCCCUUCAGAUUGUUCAAGAAACGAGACAAGAGUGGGGACCGUCUGAAGAAAGCCAAAACUCCUGAGCCUCUGUCCUCAGGAGACCGACUGCAGCCCCCUGGCCGAAGUGGACCGGCCACGAACUUGGCUCGCACCAAUCCCCAAGUUAGAGUGUCUACAACUGAUCUGAAGGUGGUUCCUCCUGUUCAAGAGCGUGGACCCAAAAUCAUGUCAGUUACUCCUGCUACAGGGAUAGAGGCUAUUGGAAAUGAGAUCUAUGAUGCAGAUUGCCUCAAACUUAUCAAUGAAUAUUACUAUGGUAUUAGGAUCUUUCCUGGUCAGGAUCCCACUCAUGUGUUUGUUGGGUGGGUGACCACCCAAUUUCAUUUGCAUAGCAAGGACUUUAACCAAAGCCGUGUUCGCAAGGCUGAAGUUCAUGUCUGUGAUGAUUAUGACAGACUUCUUGAAAAAGUUGAGCGUCAGAGUUGUUACAUGGUCCGGGCUGAUGAGUUGUACAAUGAGGUAACUCAAGAUGCUUCAGGCAAAGGGGCCUCUCAAGGAAUGGUUGUUGGAUGUUCAGUGGAUACUGCUACAGGUUACAUAACAUUCACUUGUGAGGGCAAGGAAACUUCAUAUCGCUACAAGAUGGAACCAGAGACCAAAUUAUUCCCCGCAAUAUUUGUUGAAGCAACAAGUAAAGAAAUCUUGCAAAUUGAGCUGGGAAGAACAUCUACCACUCUUCCAUUGUCUGCAGCUGUUCUUCAGAACUCUGAUAGACAUGUGAUCCCACAGUUCCCUCCUAGAUUGAAAGUCCAAUGUUUGAAGCCCCACCAGUGGGCUCGUGUUCCUAAUCAGUCUUUGCAAGUACAUGCUCUAAAACUGUCAGAUGUUCGUGGGUGGUCUAUGUUGUGUGAAGAUCCCAUUUCUAUGUUAGCAUUGCAUAUACCCGAAGAAGAUCGAUGCAUUGAUGUUUUGGAGCUAAUUGAAAUGGAUAGACUUCUUAGUUUCCAUGCUCAUACUUUGACCUUGUAUGCUGCACUAUGCUAUCAAUCAAAUUACCGAGCAGCACACACAUUGUGUCAGCACGUUGACCAGAAACAGCUCCUAUACGCAAUACGUUCCGAGUUUAUGUCUGGUCCUUUGAGACAGGGCUUCUAUGACCUCCUAAUUGCACUGCAUCUGGAGAGUCAUGCUACAACAAUGGAAGUUUGCAAGAAUGAAUAUGUUAUUCCUCUGGGACCAGAGCUUAAGACCCUGUAUGAGGAUCCGGAUAUGUGCCAUUCUUUGAGAUCUCUUGACACACAAUCGAUUCAACCACAGAUGAAGAUGACUGACAUAGCGGGAAUGGACAGCAGUGCUCCUGGCAACGGUUUUGAUCCGAAGAAUAACCCUAUCCCUGUAGUGGAAGCGUCAGAGUCAUUGGACAACAUUCGUACUUUGUACAGUCCCUAUUUCCCUCUGGAUGUGGUUCGCAAUUAUAUUAUGCUGGCUUUACAUGAAGCUGUGGAAAUAAAUCAGGUACAUAAUCGGGAUCCUGUUGGAGGCAGCAACGAGAAUUUGUUUCUACCCAUUUUGAAACUGGUAGAUCGUCUUCUUCUUGUUGGUGUUUUGACUGAUGUUGAUGUAGAAAAACUUUUGAUCAUGGUGAAUCCUGAAACUUGGGAUCCAGCCUUUGAUAAAGAGGGAAAAGAUGAACAUCGCAAAGGUCUACUUCAUAUGAAGAUGGCUGAGGGAGCAAAGCUUCAGAUGUGCUACCUGUUGCAUCAUCUCUGUGAUAUUCAGCUUCGUCACAGGGUUGAAUCUAUCAUAGCAUUCAGUCAUGACUUUGUUGGGGACUUGCAGGGUGAUCAACUGCGCCGUUACAAUGAGAUUAAGCAAUCAGAUCUUCCCUCCGCUGUUGCUGCUAAAAAGACAAGAGAGUUCCGCUGUCCUCCUAAAGAACAGAUGAAUGCUAUUUUGUGUUUCAAAACCUUAGAAGAGGGUGACCAAGAAAAUUGCUCAUGUGGUGAUGAGUUACGAGUACGUUUGAAUGACUUCCAUGCUAAUUUGAUGAACCAUGUAUCUUUGAAAGCUUUACAAGAGCCUGAGGUUGUGGAGGAAGAAAAUCCAGAUGCACAGAAGACUGGUCCCAUAAAGAAGCUUUACAAUUUGAUCAAUGCUGUCAAAGAACUAGAAGAAGAGAAGCCACCAGAACCUGAACCUGAGAAAAAGACCCCAGAAGAAAUAUUCCGUAAGGUUUUAAUUAAAACUAUUGUAUCAUGGGCAGAGGAAUCACAAAUUGAAACACCGAAGCUUGUCAGAGAAAUGUUUAGCUUGCUAGUGAGACAGUAUGAUACUGUUGGUGAGCUUAUACGUGCUCUGCAGAAGACCUAUGUCAUCAAUACUAAAACCAGAGACGAUGUAGCAGACAUGUGGGUUUGUCUAGGACAAGUUCGGGCCCUUCUCCCUGUGCAGAUGUCACAGGAAGAGGAAGAACUCAUGCGAGAACGCUUGUGGAAACUAGUUAACAAUGCCACCUUCUUCCAGCAUCCAGAUUUGAUCAGAGUGCUUCGAAUUCACGAAAACGUAAUGGCUGUAAUGAUAAAUACUCUUGGCCGGCGAGCUCAGGCGCAGUCAGAUGCGCCUCAGGCUGUUGGUCAAGGUCAAGCAGAAGGAGAAGCUCCUGUAAAAGAAAAGGACACAUCUCAUGAAAUGGUUGUAGCAUGCUGUCGAUUCCUCUGCUAUUUCUGUCGCACAUCUCGUCAAAAUCAAAAGGCAAUGUUUGAUCAUCUCAACUUCCUCCUUGAAAACUCCAAUAUUCUUCUCUCCAGACCAUCAUUGAGAGGGUCUACACCUCUUGACGUAGCAUACUCAUCAUUGAUGGAAAACACUGAGUUAGCUUUGGCAUUGAGAGAACAUUAUUUGGAAAAAAUAGCGGUUUACUUGUCUCGUUGCGGUUUGCAAUCAAACUCUGAAUUGGUUGAAAAAGGCUACCCUGACCUUGGAUGGGACCCGGUAGAGGGGGAGAGAUACUUGGAUUUCCUUCGGUUUUGUGUUUGGGUUAAUGGUGAAAGUGUGGAGGAGAAUGCCAACCUGGUAAUUCGUCUUCUUAUUCGCCGUCCUGAAUGCUUGGGUCCAGCUUUGCGUGGAGAGGGCGAAGGCCUCCUGAGGGCUAUUGUGGAUGCAAACAAGAUGUCAGAGCGUAUAGCAGAAAGACGCAAGCAUUUGGAAAGUGGAGGUGGUGUAAACAAUGCUGGGGAUGCAAACGGUGAAUUGGAUCACCCAAUGCCAGAAAGUGAGGAAGAUGAGGACUAUAUUGAUACUGGCUCUGCUAUCCUCAACUUUUAUUGUACUUUGGUGGAUCUUUUGGGAAGAUGUGCUCCAGAUACAUCUGUCAUUGCUUUGGGUAAGAAUGAAUCACUUCGAGCUCGAGCUAUCCUGAGAUCUCUGGUGCCAUUGGAGGACCUUCAGGGUGUUCUAUCUUUGCGCUUCACCCUGCAAAGCCCUGCUCAGGGUGAAGAACGGCCAAAGAGUGAUAUGCCCAGUGGCCUUAUUCCUGGAAACAAGCAAAGUAUUGUUCUCUUUUUGGAACGUGUGUAUGGAAUUGAAACUCAGGAAUUGUUCUUCCGACUGUUAGAGGAGGCAUUUUUACCAGAUUUACGCUGUGCCACCAUGCUUGACAGGAGUGAUAAUUUGGAAUCUGAUAUGGCCUUGGCUAUGAACCGUUACAUUGGAAAUUCUGUGUUGCCCUUGCUUAUUAAACAUUCUGCGUUCUAUGCUGAAGCUGACAAUUAUGCCAGUCUGUUGGAUGCUACUUUGCAUACAGUGUACAGGUUGUCUAAGAACCGUAUGCUUACAAAAGGACAGCGUGAAGCUGUGUCAGAUUUCCUUGUGGCAUUGACAAGCCAAAUGCAACCAAGUAUGCUUCUGAAACUUCUCAGAAAACUAACUGUUGAUGUUGCAAAUCUUUCAGAGUACACAACUGUAGCUCUCAGGCUUUUGACCCUCCACUUUGAUCGAUGUGCAAAGUAUUAUGGGUCCACAUCCAUGGGUGCCUCCAGUGAUGAAGAAAAAAGAUUGACUAUGAUGCUUUUCAGCAACAUCUUUGAUUCUCUUUCCAAGAUGGAUUAUGAUCCUGAGUUGUUUGGGAAAGCCUUACCAUGUUUAACUGCAAUUGGUUGUUCUCUACCUCCUGAUUAUUCUCUGUCAAAGAACUAUGAUGAUGAGUUCUAUGGCAAAAACUCUCCAGCCUCCAGCCCAACUGAUGGGCCCUACAACCCACAGCCUAUCAACACCUCAAGUGUUGCCCUUAACAACGAUCUUAACACUAUUGUUCAGAAAUUUUCUGAACACUACCAUGAUGCCUGGGCCAGUCGAAAGCUUGAAGGGGGCUGGGUGUAUGGUGAGCAACGCUCUGACAGCAAUAAAUCUCACCCUCGGCUGAAGCCAUACAAUAUGCUAAAUGAUUAUGAAAAAGAACGUUACAAAGAGCCAGUGAGGGAAUCCCUGAAAGCACUUCUUGCAAUUGGUUGGAAUGUUGAACAUUCUGAAGUGGACAUGCCUAUGAAUACUCGAAACUCAGUAAGACGGCAUAGCAAGGGUAAUCCGGUAGGUGGUGAUAUGAUGGACUCGGCUACACCUUUCAACUACCACCCACACCCCGUUGACAUGACAAAUCUUACACUCAGCAGAGAGAUGCAAAACAUGGCUGAGCGCCUUGCAGAGAAUGCCCAUGAUAUUUGGGCCAAAAAGAAGAAAGAGGAACUUGUUACAUGUGGUGGAGCCAUACAUUCUCAGCUGGUUCCAUAUGAUCUUCUCACUGAUAAGGAGAAGAAAAAGGACCGUGAAAGGUCCCAGGAGUUUUUGAAAUAUCUUCAGUACCAAGGGUACAAAUUGCACAGACCGUCAAGAGGAACAGCGCAAGAGCAACAAGAACAGGCAGCUGCUGUUUCCACAGGAGAGCUGCGGUUUGCUUACAACCUUCUGGAGAAACUUGUUGCAUACAUGGACCGUGCCACAAUCAAUAUGAAACUGCUCAAGCCCUCUUCAAUCUUUAGCCGAAGAUGCUCUUUCAAAACAACUGGCCGUGAUAUUAAAUUUUUCUCUAAGGUUGUACUACCAUUAGUUGAGAAAUACUUCAGCACAAACCGCAACUAUUUUAUUGCAGUUCCAACUGCCUCCAACAACAUUGGGGCAGCAUCCCUAAAAGAGAAGGAAAUGGUAGCUAGCCUCUUCUGUAAAUUAGCCAGUCUUCUGAGAGUUCGUCUGGCAGCGUUUGGGCCUGAUGUGAGGAUUGCAGUGCGCUGUUUACAAGUCCUCGUGAAGGGUAUUGAUGCCAAGUCCCUGGUCAAGAACUGUCCAGAGUUUAUUCGUACCUCAAUGCUCACCUUCUUCAAUAGCGUUGCUGAUGAUUUAAGCCAUACAAUUACUAAUCUUCAAGAGGGACGCUACAGUCAUUUGAGAGGUACUCACCUAAAGACGUCCACAUCACUAUUCUAUGUGAAUGAUGUAGUUUUGCCAAUCCUUACUUCAAUGUUUGAUCACCUUGCGGCAAAUGAAUACGGCAGUGAUCUUUUAUUGGAUGAAAUUAUGGUUGCAUCAUACAAAGUUCUGAGCAGUUUGUACACACUUGGAAUCGAUGCCAAUCUUACACAUGACCGUAAAUAUUUGAAGACUGAGAUUGAAAGGCACCGACCUGCGAUUGGAACUUGCCUAGGAGCAUUCUCAUCUACGUUCCCAGUUGCUUUCCUCGAACCACAUUUGAACAAGCAUAAUCAAUUUUCUCUUCUGAAUCGUAUAGCAGAUCACUCCCUUGAAGCUCAAGACAUCAUGGCCCGGAUGGAAAAUAGCAUGCCAACACUAGAGACCAUUCUUGGUGAAGUAGAUGCAUUUGCGGACUCUGAAAAGACAUACAAUGAUGCUCCACAUGUCAUCGAUGUCAUUCUGCCCAUGCUGUGUUCAUACCUGCCAGUUUGGUGGUCUCAGGGGCCUGAUAAUGUGAGUCCUGCUGAAGGGAAUCAUGUCACUAUGGUGACAAGUGAACAUAUGAAUCAGCUUCUCAAGAAUGUUUUAAAGCUCAUUAAGAAAAACGUUGGAAAUGAACAUGCUCCAUGGAUGAUAGGAAUAGCUGCUUACACUCAACAAAUCAUCAUUAAUUCUUCAGAAGAGCUUCUCAAAGACCCCUUCUUACCAUUGGCUGCAGCUGUCAAGAAGCGAACAGACACAAUGUUCCACAAAGAGGAAUCAUUGCGAGGUUUUAUUAAGUCAUCUACUGAUGACACCUCACAAAUUGAGGCUCAGAUCCAGGAAGAUUGGCAACUUUUAGUUCGUGAUAUUUAUGCCUUUUACCCUCUUCUCAUAAAAUACGUAGAUUUACAACGUAAUCAUUGGAUGAAGCACAACAUUCCAGAAGCUGAGGAAUUGUACAACUAUGUUGCUGAUAUCUUCAACAUUUGGUCCAAGUCUCAAUACUUCCUUCGUGAAGAACAGAACUUCAUCUCUGUCAAUGAAAUUGAUAAUAUGGUCCUUAUUAUGCCUGCAGCCACUCGCAGAAAUGCUGUUGUACCAGAUUCAACUGCCCUGUCAGGUGGUGGAGGAGGCGGAGGAAAGAAGAAAAAGAAACACAGGGACAAGAAGAGAGACAAAGACAAGGAAAUCGCAGCCAGCUUGAUGGUGGCUUGCUUGAAGAGGCUCCUACCUGUUGGUCUCAACUUGUUUGCUGGCAGAGAACAGGAGCUGGUGCAACAUUGUAAAGAUCGUUACCUUAAGAGGUUGCCCGAGUAUGACAUACAGGAGUUUGCCAAGAUGCAAUUGACCUUACCUGACAAAAUUGAUCCAGGUGAUGAAAUGUCUUGGCAACAUUACCUAUACUCCCAGCUGGGCCAAAAGAGAGAUAAUGUUGCAAGCGAAAUAAAGGGUACGCAAGCCGAUGAACUUGUAGAUAGAAUUGUGGCAAUGGCUAAAGUUCUCUUUGGGCUGCACAUGAUUGAUCAUCCACAACAGCAGAGCAAGGGCACAUACCGCUCCAUGGUGUCAGCAUCAAGGAAAAGGGCUGUCAUAGCCUGUUUCAGGCAAACCUCUCUGCAUUCCCUGCCCAGGCAUCGGUCCAUUAACAUCUUCAUUCGUUCGUUCUGUGAGCUGUGGCUGCAGGAUGAGAAUGUGGGCCAGGAGAUCAUGAUUGAGGAUUUGACUCAGUCAUUUGAAGAUGCGGAAAUGAAGAAGCUGGACAAGGAAGAGGACCAGGGCAAACCUGAUCCACUCACCCAGCUGGUGAUGAAUUUCUGUCGUGGUGCAAUGACAGAGAGGAGCGGAGCGCUCCAAGAAGAUCCCUUGUACAUGUCGUAUGCUAACAUUGUGGCCAAGUCCUGCGGUGAAGAAGAGGAAGAGGGUGGUGGUGACGAGGAGGAGGAGGGUGGUGGUGGUGGUGAAGGCGAGGAAGGUGGAGCAUCCAUCCACGAACAAGAAAUGGAGAAGCAGAAGUUGCUCUUCCACCAGGCUCGGCUGGCCAACCGAGGAGUGGCUGAGAUGGUGCUGCUUCAUAUUUCGGCCUCAAAAGGUGUGCCCAGUGAAAUGGUGCACAUUACGCUUCAACUUGGAAUUUCUGUGCUAAGAGGAGGUAACAUUGAGAUUCAGAUGGGAAUGUUGAACCACUUGAAGGAAAAGAAGGAUGUUGGUUUCUUCACCUCCAUUGCUGGACUAAUGAACUCUUGUAGUGUUCUGGACCUUGAUGCAUUUGAAAGAAACACAAAGGCAGAAGGUCUUGGUGUUGGAUCUGAGGGAGCUGCGGGAGAGAAGAACAUGCAUGAUGCUGAAUUCACUUGCACACUUUUCCGUUUCAUUCAACUGACUUGUGAAGGUCACAACUUGGAGUGGCAAAACUACCUGCGUACUCAAGCUGGUAAUACGACAACUGUCAACGUUGUCAUUUGCACUGUCGAUUAUCUACUGCGUCUUCAAGAAUCCAUCAUGGACUUCUACUGGCACUACUCUAGUAAAGAGCUUAUUGAUACAGCGGGCAAAGCAAACUUCUUCAAAGCAAUAGGAGUUGCCAGUCAAGUUUUCAACACAUUAUCUGAAGUUAUUCAAGGUCCCUGCCCUCAGAAUCAGCAAGCUCUGGCACAUUCAAGAUUGUGGGAUGCAGUUGGUGGUUUCCUUUUCCUCUUCUCUCACAUGCAAGACAAGCUUUCCAAACAUUCAAGUCAGGUUGACCUGUUGAAAGAAUUGUUGAACCUUCAGAAAGACAUGAUUACUAUGAUGUUAUCUAUGCUUGAAGGAAAUGUUGUGAAUGGUACUAUCGGUAAACAGAUGGUGGACACCCUAGUAGAAUCAGCAUCAAAUGUUGAGCUUAUCCUGAAAUACUUUGACAUGUUCCUUAAAUUGAAAGAUCUGACAUCCUCAGCUAGCUUUAUGGAAAUAGAUCCCAACAAUGAAGGCUGGGUUUUACCAAAGGAUUUCAAGGAGAAAAUGGAACAAGGCAAAAGUUACACUCCGGAGGAGAUCGACUUUUUACUGGCCUGUUGUGAUACCAACCAUGAUGGUAAAAUUGACUAUGUAGCAUUUACCGACCGCUUCCAUGAGCCUGCUAAAGAAAUUGGUUUCAACCUUGCUGUUCUUCUCACCAACUUAUCUGAACACAUGCCUAAUGAACCAAGACUUGCCCGUUUCUUGGAAACUGCAGGCAGUGUACUGAACUACUUUGAACCUUUCUUGGGCCGUAUUGAAAUUAUGGGUGGAAGCAAGAGAAUUGAAAGAGUUUACUUUGAAAUCAAGGAAUCAAAUAUAGAGCAAUGGGAGAAGCCUCAGAUCAAGGAAUCCAAACGAGCUUUCUUCUACUCAAUCGUCACUGAGGGAGGUGACAAGGAGAAGCUGGAGGCGUUUGUUAAUUUUUGUGAGGAUGCUAUUUUUGAAAUGCAGCAUGCUAGUGGAUUGAUGGCUGUGGAUGAUGGCGGUGGCCCAGGCAGUGGUAAAGCUCGCAAGGCCGCUUAUAGUUACAUGGCAGAUGAAGAUGAAGAACGGAACGCUAAGGAUCCUUUCCGGCGCGGUUUUGGCGUGGUGCGUGACGGUAUCUAUCUCUUCUUUGCCAUGUUGUCUCCGACAAAUAUCAAGACUCAGAUCAGCCAUUUGAGUCACAUGAGUUUCUCGGAGGUGGUCAUUGGUUUCUUCAAGUCCAUCUACUAUGCUUUCUACUAUUCUGGAUACGGUGUAUAUUGCGUUCUCAGGUACUUUGCUCGUAUGUUGAUGGCAUUGAUGCGAGGACCCCAAACGGAGGAGGUGGUCGUUGAAGUGAAGGAAGAGGAGAAACUUGGUCCUUUGCGAGUCCUGCCAGCACUGCCUUCCAAGGAGGAGUCUCCAGCACCGCCCCUACCCAUUCAUGGCCAGCUUGCCAUAACACACGACGGUGAGGCUGGAGCCAAGGCUGACAGCAUUCCGCCCUCUGGAGAGGAUUCUGGUCCGACUGAGACGGACGGAGAACAUCGCAUGAGCACAGCAGAAAAUCCUGAGGAAGUGGCAAUGACAUUGGCUGAUCUGCUGGGUGGUGAUGCGGCAAGGAAAGAGGCAGCAGCAACUGCAGAAGUGGCUGCACAACAACAGGCUGUCAUGGCUGCUGUGGAAGCGGAGAACAAACAGGAGGCAGUGGUUGAGCCAUCCGCUCUUUCCCAGAUGGACUUUAACAGCUACACUAACAGAAUUGUCAGCUUCCUGGCUCGAAACUUCUACAAUUUGAAAUAUGUUGCUCUUGUUCUGGCCUUCUGCAUCAAUUUUAUGUUGCUGUUCUACAAGGUGACAACAAUGGGAGAGGAUGAGGAUGGCUCUGGUAGUGGGGCAGACGAUGGCAGUGGUAGCGGAAUGGACAGUCUCAUUUCUGAACUGUCCGGUUCUGGCUCUGGCUCAGGCUCUGGAGGAGGCAUUGCCGCUGUGAUUGGAGGCGGAGGCGGAGGUGGAGGCGGAGAAGGAUCUGAGGAAGAUGGGGGAAGCGGAGAGGAGGAAGAUGACCCUCUCGAGUUUGUGCACGUCAGUGAGGACUUCUUCUACAUGGCCCAUGUAAUGAGGCUCGCCGCUGCUCUGCAUUCAUUGGUGUCCCUUGCCAUGCUCAUUGCGUACUACCACCUCAAGGUUCCUUUGGCCAUAUUCAAGCGUGAAAAGGAAAUUGCAAGACGAUUGGAGUUUGAUGGCUUGUUCAUUGCGGAACAGCCUGAUGACGAUGACAUCAAGUCUCAUUGGGACAAACUAGUCAUAUCCGCAAAGUCCUUCCCUGUGAAUUACUGGGACAAGUUUGUAAAGAAGAAAGUAAGGCAAAAGUACAGUGAAACUUAUGACUUUGAUUCCAUCAGCAAUUUGCUUGGAAUGGAGAAAACUUCAUUUAGUGCUCAGGAAGAUGAAACUGGAAGUGGCAUAAUUCAUUUCCUCUUUAAUUUUGAUUGGCGGUACCAAGUUUGGAAAGCAGGUGUCACCAUCACCGACAAUUCAUUCCUUUACAGCUUGUGGUAUUUUACUUUCUCCAUCCUGGGCAACUUCAACAAUUUCUUCUUUGCUGCUCACUUGCUGGAUGUGGCUGUUGGAUUCAAGACCCUCCGCACCAUUUUGCAAUCCGUCACACACAAUGGAAAACAAUUGGUGCUCACUGUCAUGCUUCUUACAAUUAUUGUAUACAUUUAUACUGUGAUAGCUUUCAACUUCUUCAGAAAAUUCUAUGUUCAAGAAGAAGAUGACGAAGUUGAUAAAAAAUGUCAUGACAUGGCUACGUGUUUCGUAUUCCAUCUGUACAAAGGUGUCAGAGCUGGUGGUGGUAUUGGUGAUGAAAUUGAGGAGCCAGAUGGCGAUGAUUAUGAAGUUUACAGAAUUAUGUUUGAUAUCACCUUCUUCUUCUUUGUCAUUGUUAUUUUGCUGGCUAUCAUUCAGGGUUUGAUCAUUGAUGCCUUUGGUGAGCUGCGUGAUCAGCUGGACAGCGUCAAAGAAAACAUGGAGUCAAACUGCUUUAUUUGUGGUAUUGGCAAAGAUUACUUUGAUAAAGUACCUCAUGGGUUUGACACACACGUUCAACAAGAACACAACUUGGCUAAUUACAUGUUCUUCCUUAUGCACUUGAUCAACAAACCGGAUACUGAGUAUACAGGUCAAGAAACGUAUGUGUGGAACAUGUAUCAGCAAAGGUGUUGGGACUUCUUCCCUGUUGGUGACUGCUUCCGCAAACAGUAUGAGGAUGAACUGGGUGGUGGAGGUGGUUAACCAAUAUUUUGGAAAAAAUGUAUUUUCUCGAUGCACAAACAAUAAAUCCAUCCACA
Molecule: messenger RNA, 15624 nt
Organism: Thrips palmi
Lineage: Eukaryota; Metazoa; Arthropoda; Insecta; Thysanoptera; Thripidae
Gene: RyR
Product: ryanodine receptor
Exons: 81
Coding region: 77-15568 (5163 amino acids)
Biological process (GO): intracellular calcium ion homeostasis; calcium ion transmembrane transport
Cellular component (GO): calcium channel complex; Z disc; sarcoplasmic reticulum membrane
Molecular function (GO): ryanodine-sensitive calcium-release channel activity; protein binding
Source: RefSeq, a predicted model, not a curated record